Molecule: messenger RNA, 915 nt
Organism: Symbiodinium pilosum
Lineage: Eukaryota; Dinophyceae; Suessiales; Symbiodiniaceae
Source: the annotation of a GenBank genome assembly
AUGCUAAGGCCGGAAUACCAGCAUUUGGCAUGCCCUUCGGUACCCCUGGCUUAUCGCUUCUGGUCAAACUUCCCGACAUGUCCCCCAACCCGCCUGAGAGACUUGGCCCGCUUUACCGACGCACAUGUGUCUGGCAUGACCGUGGACAACUGGCGGGCGAGUUAUCGGGACUUUCUGAGUGAGGACUACAACUACAACGUUUCCCACUUUUCUGGCGGAGACCCGACAUUUCGCCUUUCCAAGGGCGCGCACUCUAUCUUCGCUGGCGUCUUCAUUCAGAAGAUGCCAACGGAUCUGUGGUGUUACCAGCAGGUCAUCCAUGAUCUGCGGCCGACUUACAUCAUCGACUUGGGGAGUUCUCAAGGAGGUAGCACUGUAUGGUUCGCAUCCAUGCUGAAGCUCUUCGAGAUUCCUGGCAAGGUCAUCUCAGUGGACCUGGCUUUGGACCAAGCCUAUUGGCUCACCAAGAAGCGUGCAGAAGCUGCUGUCGAGCGCUUGAAGCUGGAAGAGUUCGUAGACUGGAACUAUGUCGUGGGCGGCUCCAAGAGCAAGGAAGUCAGGGCAAAGGUGAAGCGGCUUUGCAAAGCAGCUCCCUGCAUGGUGGUGUCAGACUCCGAUCAUGACUACGAGCACACGUACCACGAAAUGGAGUGGUACGCAAAGCAUGUGGGCGUUGGUCAAUACUUGAUCGUUGAGGACACUAAUAUCUACGGCUGGACCGGCUGGAUCAACAUCAACGAUCCCAACGAGGCUGAACUUCGAAAAGGGCCCAUGGAAGCUGCCAACGACUUCGAGCUAGCGCAAAGGGCGGACUUUGUGCGGACGGAUUGGUGCGCAAAGCACUACGGAGGACUUUCUCAGACCCAAAAUGGAUGGUUCUUCCGGAAAGCCAAGCGCGCACGGGGAAUCAGCUAA